AUGGGCGGCUCGAUCCGACGAGUCGAAAUACCAUCUCUAGGUGGUGGUGGAAAUGGUUGGUGGUUGUUGGAUCAAGCGGUUAUGGGGAUAGCAGUGGCGAUGUGUAUGGUGGUAGUGCUAUUAGCAAUGGUGUGUAUUGACAAGAUAAAUGCUCUGUACGGAAAUAUUAUACAACUAGUUUCGUUGUGGUUCAAAUCAAUAGAUAGAUUAGUUGUACAAAAUCAUUCACAUCGGAUUGAUCAUUUAAUAUUUUUGCAGUGUCACAAUGGGCACACACUUUGUUCUACCUGUAAGACGCGGGUGCAUAAUCGAUGUCCUACAUGCAGACAAGAGCUUGGGGAUAUUAGGUGUUUGGCACUAGAGAAGGUUGCAGAGUCGCUUGAGUUGCCCUGCAAGUACUUUUCUUUGGGAUGUCCAGAAAUAUUUCCUUAUUACAGCAAACUUAAACAUGAGGGAGUUUGCAAUUUUAGACCAUACAAUUGUCCAUAUGCUGGGUCAGAGUGCUCAGUUACAGGGGACAUUCCUUGUCUAAUUACCCACUUGCGAGACGACCAUAAAGUGGACAUGCAUACGGGAUGUACCUUCAAUCAUCGCUAUGUAAAGUCAAAUCCUCGUGAAGUAGAAAAUGCCACCUGGAUGCUAACGGUAUUCCAUUGUUUCGGUAAAUAUUUCUGCCUUCACUUCGAAGCAUUCCAGCUUGGCAUGGCCCCUGUCUACAUGGCAUUUCUGCGUUUCAUGGGCGACGAGAAUGAAUCCCGCAACUACAGCUACAGUUUGGAGGUGGGCGCAAAUGGCAGGAAACUCAUAUGGGAAGGUACUCCCCGUAGCAUUCGAGAUAGCCACCGCAAGGUCCGGGACAGCCAUGACGGCCUUAUUAUACAGCGAAAUAUGGCACUUUUCUUUUCUGGUGGGGAUAGGAAGGAGCUUAAGCUUAGAGUUACUGGGAGAAUAUGGAAGGAACAGCAAAAUCCAGAUUCCGGGGUGUGCAUACCAAACCUUUGUAGUUGAAGAAGUCGAUUUUGAAGCAACUUGUAUGGGUUUCCCAUGCGUGUCUGCAUCAUGGUGUGUUGUCUACAAGAGACUCCAUGAAUGUGUUGUGUUAGCAAUAUUGUGCUUGAUGAUGUAUCAUAGUUUGUUAAAAGCCUUUGAUUGCCAAAUAUUUUAGCAGCUUAAAUUAUUA
Molecule: messenger RNA, 1180 nt
Organism: Olea europaea var. sylvestris
Lineage: Eukaryota; Viridiplantae; Streptophyta; Magnoliopsida; Lamiales; Oleaceae
Product: E3 ubiquitin-protein ligase SINAT5-like
Exons: 4
Coding region: 1-1008 (335 amino acids)
Biological process (GO): ubiquitin-dependent protein catabolic process; multicellular organism development
Cellular component (GO): cytoplasm
Molecular function (GO): protein binding; zinc ion binding; ubiquitin protein ligase activity
Source: RefSeq, a predicted model, not a curated record